AAUGAGAAGAAAAAGUUGUCAUUGCAAUUAAUGUGGUAAUCUAACUACAUUAGAAUACAGAAAUAUGAGUGUUCCAUUUAUUAAAAAGAUUGCACGUUUAAGAAAAUAACCAUCUAUGAAUAAUAAUCGAUUGUUGACAGCAUAAAAUACAAGUAAGCAUUAGUAUUAAUUAGAAAAACUAUUUAGAAAAUAUUCAGCAUCUAGACAUGAUACACUAACCUCUACUUCUUCUUCAUAACUUUUACUUACAACUCUUCGUAGAGCUUCUGCUAGAAGUACUGAAAAAUUGAUAGAGGAUACCUAAAUCCGUAUCUUUGAACCACCUAAAUCUUGUAGAAGUCAUCUUUUAUCAAAUCCAUAAUCAGAAGAGAUUAAAAGCAUUACACUUCAAAUCCCAAAAUCUUAUAGAGUUAUCAAAACAUAACCUUAAGAAAAUCAAAAUAUUAAAUUAAUUCACACUAGAAGCAUGCCUAAGAUCUAUUCAAGAAACUUUCUUAACAAUUAUUUAACUAAAUAUAAGAAAAAGAAAACCAUUUGUCAUUUAUAAAAAAAUUGA
Molecule: messenger RNA, 556 nt
Organism: Paramecium primaurelia
Lineage: Eukaryota; Ciliophora; Oligohymenophorea; Peniculida; Parameciidae
Source: the annotation of a GenBank genome assembly